AUGCUCAAUUUUCUUGUUUAUGUAGUUGGUCAUCCUUGCCACAAGCGUUUCUCAUACAACCUUGGCCGAGAAGAAGUUCCUUCACCUAAUGGAGAAGAUGUCAAAGUUGUAGAAGAGCUUGGUGGCUUACCAAGAAAGGGUUCUUCAAGAGUUGAAAGAGAAGGGGAUAUACAACUUAGCUUGAAAGAGAUGAUCGAGGAGUGGAACAGGGCUGGUGCCAUGCAUUCAUUUCUAAAGCUUGACUCCUCAAAGAUCCUAUUUGAGGAUGAUCCUCCCUCAGUUAUUGAGAAAGAAGGAGAGAAGGAAGAAUAG
Molecule: messenger RNA, 312 nt
Organism: Ilex paraguariensis (yerba mate)
Lineage: Eukaryota; Viridiplantae; Streptophyta; Magnoliopsida; Aquifoliales; Aquifoliaceae
Source: the annotation of a GenBank genome assembly